AUGAAUCUGCCCCAUUGUUUACCGGGCUUUCUUUGCCUCGAUAGGAUACCCACAAAGCCGGACGGGGUUGUCGAGGAGAGAAUCACGCUCUACGCCAUCGGCCAGGGCCUCGAGGGCUGGAUCGGAAUGACGCACGGCGGUAUGUGUAACGUCAGGCAGGGCGGCCCCUGGGGCGCACAAAAGGUCGUGACCAAGUACCUCAACAUCACCUACGUCCGGCCCGUGCCUGCGCCUGCGGUUGUGCAGUGCCGGGCCAAGGUUGAAAAGGUCGAGGGUAGGAAGAUCUUCUACAAGACCUACUUGCAGGACGGUGAUGGUGAUAAUUUGGCGGUUGGAGACUCUUUGUAUGUUGUGUUAAACCAGAAGCUGUAG
Molecule: messenger RNA, 372 nt
Organism: Pyricularia oryzae 70-15
Lineage: Eukaryota; Fungi; Ascomycota; Sordariomycetes; Magnaporthales; Pyriculariaceae
Exons: 2
Coding region: 1-372 (123 amino acids)
Source: RefSeq, a predicted model, not a curated record